Brenthis ino (lesser marbled fritillary) is the source of this 273-nucleotide messenger RNA. Lineage: Eukaryota; Metazoa; Arthropoda; Insecta; Lepidoptera; Nymphalidae. The record is from the annotation of a GenBank genome assembly.
AUGGACUAUAAUGACUUUAUGUUUAGUGCGGGGACUAGUCCGAAUGCUGCAUAUCAUGUCCCUGAAACACGAAGAGAUUUAAGAUGUUUUGAAAGAGUGAGUAAUGUGGUGCGCGCGCGCGUGGUUGCGUGCGUGUGUGCGUGUGCGGGGCUCAAAUCUGCGACCGCUGGCACAGCAGUAGGGUCACUACAAACUGAGCCAAAGGUGCCGUCGUCUCAAUCGCACACCGAGGACAUGUCCCUGAAACACGAAGAGUCUAUGUCUCUCACAAUC